This is a messenger RNA of Naegleria gruberi, 2688 nucleotides long. RefSeq lists its product as uncharacterized. The record is from RefSeq and is a predicted model, not a curated record. The transcript has a single exon. Lineage: Eukaryota; Heterolobosea; Eutetramitea; Acrasida; Naegleriidae. Bases 1 to 2652 code for a protein of 883 amino acids.
AUGUCAGAAUCAAAUCUUGAUCGUCUGAUCACGCUCUCGGAUCUACGAAACAACUUUUCCGCAAUCAAAAGCCUCACCAACACGACCUUUGCAAAAGAAUACAAAAACGACGAAUUAUUUUAUCAGAAUUUGCUGGAAACACAACAAAAAGAAAUUUUACCAAUUCUCCAGCAGUAUAGCAUGUCAAAUUUGUAUAGUGAGUGCAUACAUAGAACGUUGGAAAUUGGUGAUAAUGAUGGUGAGAAGGAAAUUUGUAUGAAAACAAUAUUGUUAAUAUAUGUGUACAUGUUGGAAAUUUCAAAAAGUGGAUACACUUGGAAUAUUCCAGAGUUUCGAUUGUUUAUUUAUUAUGUGGAAGAGAAGGCAUUAAAACAGUUCUUUGAUUGUUGUAAAAGAAUUUAUCAAUCAAAACAAGAAGCUGAGUUAGAAACUGGAGUGGAGAGUUUGGAAAAUUGGCAAUAUUUCAUAUUGCAUAUUUACAUUCGUAUACACAAUGAUAUUAUUACAAUCGAUAAUGGAAUUGAAGGAUUCACUGAAUGCCCUCCCUUCUGUGUCUUAUUGACACUUUCUAAAUACUUUUGUGAGAAGAGGGACAAAUUCGUCAAUGAAAAUCCUGGAAAAUUCUGGAAAAAGAGCAAAAUUGAAAGCUUUGUAUUGCACAACCACUUGUUGUUUUGGAAUAGAUUGAUUGAAGUAAUAUAUGAAAUUGAUAUUUCCUCCCACUCAUCAGAUGCUGUUUAUAGAGCAAAAUUGAAAACUACUGUCUUUGCUAAAGUUGUAAUGGACUGCUUUUAUAAUAUUGCAGACCUUAACUCCACAAAGAAGGAAGGGAAUUCAUUUCGUGUUGUUUUGUUGAUUAUAGCCAAAUUGUCUCACGUAUCUCCUCUCCACUAUGAUCUAUUAAUGAAGUUAAUGGCACAUGACUAUGAACAGAUCAAAAAUACCCCUGACUCGACUGUGCUUUCUGCCAAUGAUAUUUCGAAGUCUGGAGAGAUUGCCAACUCUAAAUACUGUGGAAAAUAUGCAUGGAUAAUUAAGCACAAAAUAUUGAGCAUAAUAAGUUCACUACUGAAUGAUGUUGCCGGACUAGGAACAAAUAUGCAAUUUGUUUCAGAUUAUUUUUAUUAUUUCAAUUUCAUUACUGAAAUGUUGAAAAAUGAAUCUGAAAUUGAAUCAGGAAGUUUAUUGGGACAGCAGGCAAUUAUUACUGCAAUUGAAACUAUUUCAUUGAAUGCCAAUUUAAAUAGAGAAGAGUGUACAGUGCUUUCAGAACAUGAAUCGAACGUAUUGAAUUACUGCAAGAAGUUGAUCUUCUCAAAAAAUAGAAGAUUAAGAAGACUGACUAAUACCUAUCUUGGUAAAUUCUUUGACAAAACUGAAUAUUGUUCUGAUGAUUUACUAAAAUCAAUUAUUCAGUCUCAUGAAUUGGUUACUGAUGAUGUCACUGAUUUUUGCGAGAUGCUACAGGGAGUAGCUAAAUGCUUUGGAAAUGAUCAUUCAAUUGUUGGAGAAUCAGUUUUGGAAAGCUUUGGAUCAUUAAUUUACAAAAUCUUUGAAAUAGUAUGUGUGGAUGAUAAAAAGAAAUAUUUGCAAGAUUCUAAAGAUAAAGGUGAAGAAGGAAUGAUGAAAAUUCAUAAGAGAAAUGUAGAAAAAGUAUUUGAGUUACUUGAAGAAACCUAUUCAUUAAUUCAAAAACAUAUCCAACUUGAAGUACUUCUUACAUAUAUGAAGAAAACAACAGAGGAACUGGUUGACAACGUUGGUGCUUUAGAUACAUCUAUUCUUCCAUUAUUUUCUCUAGUUCUUAAUGAAAUUUGUGUGUCAACCAAAACAGAUGAUUUAGUAGAAUCGUUUGAAAAGCUUGGAUAUUAUCAAUUCCUAAUUGAAUUCAUAGAAUUUUUCAUUAAUGAAGGAGAACAUUUUUCACUUAUUGAAGUUGGCCCAAUAUUCAUUCUCAUUGCAUGUCUGAGUGAUAUUCAACUAUUACACACCAAAUUUACAAUAGAUAUGGUUAGUGAACACAAAAUGCAUGGAAAACAAAGUAUUAGGAAUUUUGUUUACGAUUACCUCAUUCCAAUUAUUAUUAAGAGCUCCAAUUUACCAAUUGAUAUUCAUGAAUACAUCGGAGGGGAACGCUACUUUUGUUAUUUGGAUAAAAUUAGUGAAUCUUACUACGCAUGGAACAGAAUAAUGUUGAAUGAUAUUGCAUACACUGGACGAUGUCAGAUACUGCCUUCAAUUAUUGAUAGCUCAACAAAACGGAUAAGGGAAGAUCUCCAAACUCUAUUAGGUUUAGAAAAGCCAUUGACUGAAGAAGAUGCUUUGGAUGAAGCAAUAUCAAAUGCAGUUAUUACUUUGAUACUACUAAAUAGACACCAAAUAGAAAAGGUAGCUGAAAUUGUUAUGCAAUUCAUGCCAGUAAUAUACAAGGAUUCCUUUUAUGAAAUUAUGGUGCACAGAUAUGGAAGGGUUAAUAUUUUAAUCACAUUAAUGGAAAUAGUUGAAUACUCAAUGUAUAUUGGCAUUUUCAAAUUUAAUUAUUUAACAGAGGAGUGGAUAAUUGGUUUGCUUGAACAACCAAUGAACAAUAUCUAUUUAAGAGCAUUAAUUCAAAGAGUUUUUGCUCACAUUGAAAUUUCGAAUGCUUAUUAGAAAUGCAUCAAGGAAGUAUUAGAUUUUGUAAAAAAC